Myxozyma melibiosi is the source of this 3194-nucleotide messenger RNA. RefSeq names its product DNA excision repair protein Rad2. The record is from RefSeq and is a predicted model, not a curated record. The coding region runs from base 93 to 3140 and encodes 1015 amino acids. Gene Ontology annotation, biological process: nucleotide-excision repair. Gene Ontology annotation, molecular function: DNA endonuclease activity; single-stranded DNA binding. Gene Ontology annotation, cellular component: nucleus. Lineage: Eukaryota; Fungi; Ascomycota; Lipomycetes; Lipomycetales; Lipomycetaceae. The transcript has 2 exons.
CACCAUCAUCGUCUUCAUCUUCAUUAUCCAAUCUACUCAUAAGCACUGAAAGCAAUCUACUACUGCAAUAGUCUCUCUGCAGACAAGGCGCAAUGGGUGUUCACGGCCUCUGGACAAUCCUCGGACCUGUCGCCCGUCCCGUCAAACUCGAGUCCCUCCACGGCAAGCGAUUAGCCGUCGACGCCUCGAUCUGGAUCUACCACUUCCUCAAAGCCGUGCGCGAUAAAGAAGGCAACGCUCUGCCGAACGCACAUAUCGUUGGCUUCUUCAGGAGGAUAUGUAAAUUGAUAUUCUACGGCAUCUUGCCGGUCUUUGUGUUUGAUGGCGAUGCGCCGAUGAUUAAGAAGCAGACUAUCGCUGGACGUAAGCAAAGACGCCAAGGACGAGAGGAAGAUGCCUCGCGAACCGCAAACAAACUUCUAUCUCUCCAAAUGCAGAGAUUGGCCGAGGAAGAAGUCAGCGGCGGAAGUAGCACGAGGAAAGAAACCGAGGUCGACGGCCAGAAAGUGGUGUACUUUGACGAACUCAACAUGACCGACGCCGAGCGGAAGAAACGACGCGACGCGGCCGCGAAAGCUAGUCCAAAGAAAUUCAGACGGCAGGAUCCGUAUCACUUGCCCGAGCAGGAAAUGGCCUUCUCGAAAGACGAUCCGCGGAUGAUGACCGAGGACGAGCUGGCAAAGUACGCGGAGGAAUAUAAAGACGCUGACGACGUCGGGCUCUACGAUACCACAAAUAUUGACUUCCAGUCCGCUGAGUUUGCGGCCCUGCCGAUGACGGUCCAGUACCAGCUUCUAAACACCGCGAGACUGAGAUCGCGACUGCGUAUGGGGUACUCGAAAGAGCAGCUCGAUCAGAUUUUCCCUGACCGGUUGGAGUUUUCGAAAUUCCAGAUUGCGCGGGUGAAGGAGCGGAAUAUGCUCACGCAGAAACUGUUUAAUCUCAAUGGUAUGGCCGAGGACUUGUCGAUGCGGGUCGCAGGCGAGCGGGAUAAGGAGUAUGUCUUGAAAAAGAACGAGAACGGGUGGACUCUUGCUUUAGAAGAUGCUUCUGCGUCGCAGCCUAUCCGAAUUGAUGAAGCGGAGGACGGCAGUGCCGAUGAUGAGGAUGAUGACGACGAUUGGGAAGACGUCCCGUUGCAGCCUGCUUAUAAGACUUCUUUACCGCGACCUGAUCAGUUGACGCGCGGUAAUUUCAUUUUACCGGGAAUCUACGGAAAUGCGCAAGAAUCUGAAGAGGUCCGAUCUGAUGAAACCGGCAAUCCACUGUUUUUGUCGGACAAUGAGGAAGACGAGGACUUUGUUUUGGAUUUGGACGCAGGCGAUGCUGAUAGCGAGCUACAGGCUGCUAUUGCGAUGUCUCUUGAAUCGGAAAAGAAGGAGAGCACGCCUCAGAUCGAGGUUGAGAUGCACAGUGCCUCUUCGUCUGAUGAUGAACAAGAGCAAGAGAAAGAGAGUGAAGCAGUAACCGCUGGCCCGUUUUUGUUCGACACUGGAGAUAUGGAGUUAGAUGAUAUCAUCAAAAAUCUACCUAAACUCCCGGCGUCCGAACCCGAGCCUGAGCCUGCUGCAGACGAACCUGCGCAAGACGCCAAGGAAGUUGAGCAGGAACGGACUGUGCCGAAGGUCAGAUUCAGCUCUUCGCGGUUUAGCAUGAAAAACUCGAUUUUCAAUCGGAAGAGAAAUAGGGAUGCCGUGACGGAUGGUGAAGAGCGCGCUAAUGGCGAAGUUGCAGAGCCUGAAGUGGUACCGGAGCCGAAGCGGGUUAUGACGGAGGAAAUGCGAACGCCUGAGAAGGCUCUGGAGAUGGAUGCGCAUGUUAUUAAGAUUGAGGAGGAUCUUCAGCCUACUGUGCACGUACUGAGCGAUGAUGAGGACCUCAAGAGUGAUGUCAAAGAUGCAGAUAUCGCUAAGAAUACCGAGGUUGAAAAAUUCGUAGUUUUGUCCGACGAUGAGAAGGAGCUGCAGACCAAGAAAGAAGAGCCAACACCUGAGUCCGAUGCCAAAGCUGCUGAGACAUCUGCAGCAGCUGAAGAGGAAGACGAACGCGAGUCUUCCCCCGAUUGGGAGGAUGUUCCAGUCGCGACUUCUGUCGCUGCUGAAGCAACCGAAGCUUUAAACCUGCCAACGACCGCGGGAACUUCAGAUGUCCCGGCGACUGCGCGUGCUGCGUCACCAGACUGGGAGGUACCGUCUAGUCCGGCGAAUUCCGAGGAAGACAACGGCGGAGAGGAAGAUGAGGAAGCCAACAUCGACUUUGACGAAGAAGAAGACGCAGAACUGGUCAAAAACAUUGUUCACGAAGUACAAGAGCACGCGCGGUUUGCGUCCGAAAUCAAUCCUCACUCCCGACGAGUCGAAUACGAGCGCGAGAUCCAGGAGCUCCGGAACCAGCAGCGCCACGAUCGACGGGACGCAGAUACGGUCACGAACGUGAUGGUGCAGGAGUGUCAGGAAUUACUUGCACGGUUUGGGAUUCCGUAUAUCACCGCGCCUAUGGAGGCUGAGGCGCAAUGUGCGGAGCUGUUGAGACUCGGGUUGGUGGAUGGGGUUAUCACCGAUGACUCUGAUAUCUUUCUGUUCGGCGCGUCAAAAGUGUACAAAAACAUGUUCAACCAGUCAAAAUUCGUCGAGUGCUACCUGAGUAGCGACGUGCAAAAAGAGUUGGACCUGGACCAGCGGCGCCUGAUCGAGCUCGCGCACCUGCUCGGGAGCGACUACACGCCUGGAAUCCCCGGCGUGGGCCCGGUGACCGCCGUUCAGCUCCUGCGCGAUUUCGAAUCCGAUCACUCGCUUGAGGAUUUCAAGGCCUGGUACGAUAGCAUCCAACGCGGCGACACGAGCGCGGACGUAUCGACCCCGUUCCGCAAGAAAUUUAAAAAGAAGAGCAAGAAAUUGUUUCUGAACCCGGUGUUUCCCGAAAAAGCUGUCAACGAGGCAUAUCUUAAGCCGACCGUCGACCGCGACGAUACCCAGUUUGUGUGGGGCACGCCUGAUCUGGAUCGGAUUCGAGAAUACCUUAUGAGCGCGAUCGGGUGGUCGAAGGAGAGGGCGGACGAGGUUUUGGUGCCGUUGAUUAAGACUAUGAAUUUGAAGAGGCAGUCGUUGCAGUUUUCUAGGAGGGGGUUUGGUGCAAAGUGAGCGGGGUUAAGAUAGUUUGGGAUGGGUGUUGGCGUUUGCGGGGACUUUUGGACU